This is a messenger RNA of Eutrema salsugineum, 402 nucleotides long. RefSeq names its product S-protein homolog 20. Lineage: Eukaryota; Viridiplantae; Streptophyta; Magnoliopsida; Brassicales; Brassicaceae. The record is from RefSeq and is a predicted model, not a curated record. The transcript has a single exon. The coding region runs from base 1 to 402 and encodes 133 amino acids.
AUGUGUGGCUCAUCGUCAUUUCACAUGAUAUUUAGUGUUAUAUUCAUGUGUUUGCUCUUUGGUGGUCUUUGUGAGCAUAUAUCCGUGGACAUCAUCAAUGAUAUUGGUCCAAACGUUCAACUGGGACUACACUGCAAAUCGAAGAACAAAGAUCUCGGAUCACAAUCUUUAACCUUUCAUCAACACUAUGGAUUCAGAGAAUCUCUUAACUUUUGGGGCACGACUCUGUUUUUUUGUCAUUUUCAAUGGGGAAAUCAGUCUAAAUGGUUUGAUAUUUUUGUGGUGGCCAGAGAUUUAAAAACAUGUGAAGGUCAUCCGUGUGUUUGGAGUAUAAGACCUAGUGGCCCAUGUAGAUUAACGGGUAAAGAAACAUGUUUCCCAUGGAAUACUAAUCAGUAUUGA